Molecule: messenger RNA, 818 nt
Organism: Brassica napus (rape)
Lineage: Eukaryota; Viridiplantae; Streptophyta; Magnoliopsida; Brassicales; Brassicaceae
Exons: 4
Coding region: 138-818 (226 amino acids)
Source: RefSeq, a predicted model, not a curated record
UGGUUAGUAUUUUACAUAACCCUAUCACUAAUCACUCGCACUCAGUUACACUCAGUUAUGGUUCAGAUAUUUUUUAUUUCACCAUUUUUAACAACCUUGAUGAUCGCCUGUUGUAAAUUUUUUUUGCAAGGUUGACCAUGAACCCUGGUGCAACUUCUUCGAUCAACUCUGUUGAGGUGGUUAAAGCUGAGACGCUCACAAUAAGUGAGAUUGCUGCCUUCAUCAAACGUGAGCCUGCUAAGGUUGCCUACUUUGACUGCAUUGCCACAAUUGAUGAUGUCAAGCUUGGUACUGACUGGUAUUACAUUGCCUGCAAGGAUUGUCAGACAAAGUUAAACUGUGGGCCUACAACACUGCUUUGUCCAACAUGCGGGAAUGAAAAUGCUACUGCAGUAGCCAACUACCGGGUGGAGAUGUUUGUCUAUGAUAAUGAGGAGCAGUGCACUUUCAUCAUCCUCGGAGAUGCUGGGAAAGAGCUCACCGGCAGAAAAGCAACAGAGUUGAUCGACACUUAUGUUGAGGAAAAUGGUGGAGAUGGGGCUGAGCUUGAGGUUCCACUACCACAGUGUUUUAUCGACACAAUCGGACAGACUAAGAAAUUCAGGAUCAAGGUGGCCCCCUACAAUUUCACCUCUUCGCGACAAUCCUUCACAGCUACCAAAAUUGUGUCAUCGGCAGUUUUGCCACCAAAGAAGCCUCCACUCGAAGCGCCACCAGGAACUGAAGUGGAAAACUCAGAGUUAGCUGAGAGCAGUGGUGGUGGUACUUCAGCCACUGACGACCAGAAGAAAGCAAAGCGUAUCAAGCGUAGUGGCUAG